Molecule: messenger RNA, 1062 nt
Organism: Capronia epimyces CBS 606.96
Lineage: Eukaryota; Fungi; Ascomycota; Eurotiomycetes; Chaetothyriales; Herpotrichiellaceae
Exons: 3
Coding region: 1-1062 (353 amino acids)
Biological process (GO): mitochondrial translation
Cellular component (GO): ribosome; mitochondrial large ribosomal subunit
Molecular function (GO): structural constituent of ribosome
Source: RefSeq, a predicted model, not a curated record
AUGCCUCGUUCACGUGUUCCACCUACGCUCCUUACGAAGCUGAAGCACCCGCGCGACGCCACCGAUGGCCCUCGACUAUGGAAUGCGAAAAGACGAAUAAAGACGAGCAAAGGACUCAAUCCAGAACAGUUUCAGCAGUUUAAGCAGACACCACCGCACGUAUGGUAUAGCGCAUAUCUCAGUGUGCAACAGGAUCCUUCUCGAAAUGGAAUAUCGCUACAUCAGAAGUUUGCUCCAACGGAGUUAUACGCCAUUGACAAAACCAUCAACGACAGAGGAGAGCUGGAAUGGUGGAAGUUGGACAGGAAGCACCUCGACAAAUUCAUGGAUGCACACCCACAGCUUUGCCACGUCUCGAGCGACGUGAGGUCCUUUAUCUCAGACAAUUCCCACGCCUUGACCGAAUCCAAGAUCCUCCAGCUCCUGCGAAGUCCGGUCCGCUAUUUUUCCGCCUCCUCCAAUGUUCCCCUGGAACAGCGAAAGCAGAUAUACUUCCCUGAUGUCAAGGACACUGUUGUGUUGAUGCGCACUCCCCAUCUGGGUCCCCGAUACGCCGCCUUCGACGUCCCACUCCAUUUUAGCAAGCUGGACAUGAAGGCAUACCUGAAAAAUAUUUACAAUGUGGAUGUUCUACACAUUCGAAGUGUGGUCAUUCAGGCAAAAGUGCAGAGGACUGACCCCAGCUCUCCGUAUUCACAAGGCGCAUUGUUCCGCCCCCCGAGUCAGAAGAAAAUGACGGUGCAGCUUGCAAAGCCAUUCGUGUAUCCGGAGGAGAUCGAAGAUCUGUCACCAUGGGAGCACGACAGCUACUGGACGACAAUGAAGGCUUUGAUAGCCGACCAACGACAAGAGUCCAUCUGGGGCAGCACACAGCCGAACCUCGAACAUCGAAAGUCCAUUGCUUAUCAAGCUCAGCAACUCCUCAGAAGAAAGUCAAAAUGGGCACCGACAUGGCAGGCUUUCGCAGACAAUACGAAGGCUAUGCAAGGUUUAGCAACACAGCUCCCUGCGUCGCUACCGACGACCAACAGCGCUUCUGGUACAAGCGCACGUGUAAAAUAA